This is a messenger RNA of Coregonus sp. 'balchen', 11958 nucleotides long. NCBI's taxonomy places the organism in Eukaryota, Metazoa, Chordata, Actinopteri, Salmoniformes, Salmonidae. The record is from the annotation of a GenBank genome assembly.
AUGGCGACGUCUGGAGCAGGAGAGGGGUGCUCCAGCCUUAACGGGAUUGUUUCCGAGACAGAACACAAAAUAAUGACAGACCUACCGGCCGAAUUACUCGAGUACAUCUUAUGCUGCCCUGUCCUCAAGCAUGUCGACAUUUGCAACGUUUCCUGCAGCUGCAAGCGGUUACAGGACGUUUGCCACGGCAUGGGGAAGGUCUGGGGACACCAGUACAAACUCAGGUGAACUGACAUUAGCUUGCUUGCAUAAUCCCACACUAGCUAGCUAGAGAUGUAGCUAUCUAAUGCUAAAUGGCAUCUAAAUCGCAGUUGCCCCUCUAAAAUACGAAAUUAUGUAUAUCAGUAUAGUCAGCACAGAUCCGUCAUAGCGAGUUACUGUCGCAAGGGAGCUGUCAAACGGCCGUUGACAUUCUGCUGAUGCACCAAAUUCGACAUCACGUAAAGGAAUAGCUAGCUAGCUAACGUUAUGUAUCCAGCCUAGCUAGGUAGCUACUAUGUCCAGGGCUUAUAUAAGAAGCUACUAAAAUAUAUAAGUCACAAUUAACCAUUUCACAAUUCUUGUCUUGCACAUUAUCGUGCCUCUGAGGACAGACAUUAAAGUUGUGUGACCUUGAAUGUUGGGAAACAGUGAUUGAGGUGCAUAGGUCUUUUUUUUUUUGAGUCCCCUGUAUGGUCAAAGGUCUGGCAAACCACUGCUGCUUUAGAAUCUAUUGGAAUAAUUAUUUGCAAGCCAGCCACAUGUUACUACAUAGUAAUUAGGCCUUACAGAAAUGUUUAAUGUCAUUCUGUUUUAGAAAGAAAAGCAAUUUUCUUGUCCAUUAAAAUAACAUCAAACAGCGUUGCAAAGAAAAAGCCAUAUCUCAGACUGACCAUCUAAAUAUUUUAUUUUUAUUGGCCAGUCUGAGAUAUGGCUUUUUCUUUGCAACUCUGCCGGUCAGCAUCCCGGAGUCGCCUCUUCACUGUUGACGUUGAAACUGGUGUUUUGCGGGUACUAUUUAAUGAAGCUGCCAGUUGAGGACCUGUGAGGCGUCUGUUUCUCAAACUAGACACUCUAAUGUAUUUGUCCUCUUGCUCAGUUGUGCACCGGGCCUCCCACUCCUCUUUCUAUUCUGGUUAGAGCCAGUUUGCGCUGUUCUGUGAAGGGAGUAGUACACAGCGUUGUACGAGAUCUUCAGUUUCUGCAAUUUCUCACAUGGAAUAGCCUUCAGAACAAGAAUAGACUGACGAGUUUCAGAAGAAAGUUGUUUCUGGCCAUAAAAUGUACUUGUUCACCGAACUCAACUCCCUACUAAUCUGACACGUACAAUGAAAUUCACUGUAUCUGACUGCAAUCUCUUUUCCUACACUCCCCAGAUGGCCAAGAUUGCAGAAGCAUUACCGCCAGAAUGAGUGUUGUGAUUGGCUGAAAGAAUACAGAACGCGACACACUGUUGGUCUACAAAUACGACAAACAGUUGUAUCCAUCUCCAAGAGAUUCUUCACGGAAGUUGUAAGUAAUGUCAUUAGCUGUAAGCUGUCAUGGUUAUUGUCAUUCUGACUUAGCCAGGCUAGUUUGUGGACACUGAAGCAGUAUGAACGUGUAAAGGAGUUAGUGACAGUUGUCUCUUGGCCAUACUAAUCCACCACAUCAUGGUGUCUGUGAUUUAGCUGGCGUGCGCAACUGCGCACGUGAUCAUGCAUGCUUGAGUGUUUGUGUGUGUGUUGCGUGUGUGCGUAUCGUAUUUACAUGUGUGUGUGUGUGUGUGUGUGUGUGUGUGUGUGUGUGUGUGUGUGUGUGUGUGUGUGUGAGGUUGGCUGGCCUGGUUAGCACUAACCCAGAGAUCUGUAACGCAGCCUUGCGUUGGCCAGGUGCUGGGGGACAGCUUUGCUGAGAUUGAAUCCCUCGGGGCCCCUGAGCACUUCUGUGAAGACGAGCUGCUCUCCAUACUGAACUCAGAUAGGAGGUAAGAGCCAUGUCCACACUCCAGUCCAGCACGAAGAACUAUCUUUGGUCAUUGGUUCUGUUUUAUGUGUUAAUCCUCCCUGGAGCGUUGUAACAAUGGACAUAAAAUGAUUUUUGUUCUCCAUCUCUUCUUCUCUUUAUCUCUCUCUCAUCUCUUCUUCUCUAUCUCUCUCUCAUCUUCACCUCGCUUGCUCUCUCUCUCUCUCUUGUGCCUUCUCUCUUUCCAUCCCUCACACUCUCUCCUCUCUCACCCCACUCUCUCUCCCUCCCUCCCGUAGGAAAAGCCUAACACUGAAGUACUAUGCAAAGAAAAUCCUUUAUUUCCUGCGCCAGCAGAACAUUCUGAGGAGUUUAAAGAUGUUUCUGGAGCAGCCUGCAGAGCAGCAGUCAGCACUAGAGGGUGAGUCAUGGACGUGGUGUACUUAAUGUAGUACCUGUGGAGUGGGCCUAUUUAUACACUGCAUUUAUAUGUAUCAUACUCUCAUGACUUGUAUUCAUUGUAGGCCUAAAUAAAGUAAGGCAGACAGCUGAACAUGGGCCUAGCCAUACAUAUAAUAAUAAUGAGUGUUUGGAGAAAAAAAAAACAAUGGCCAUUUUUCCCUCUGCAUUGUGGUUUUUGAAAUAAUAUGAUUGCACCACCGUUUGCAUUAAAAUCCAUCGAGAAAGAGUGUUAAUAACAAAGUCAUAAAGAAAUGUAGUGUAUAACCAGCUUAUAACCACGUGUUUUUACAGUAUUAUAUUGUCUCCUCUCCUGCUGUAGGAGCUGUGCUGGUGGACCAGUAUUGUAACCCCCUGGCAGAUGUGUCGUUGGACGGUAUAUCCUCCCAGCUGGAGGAGAUCACUGACAAGGUCAAGAAGAUGUUGCGGAUGAAGAAUUCCUCUCAUCCAAGCCUGAGGGUCACACAAGGUUGGUCUGAACUGAAGAGCAGGAGAGAAACACAUGUUGGAAUGUUCUGUCCGUCUCUCAGGAAUUAAUACAAAGAGCUAAUACAAAGCCAGGUGUUGUCAGACCUCAAAAGUAGUCUAAUUUUAGUGCAUGUCCACAACUCCAGAAUCAAAAUUUGUUGACAACUAUCAAAGUUCACUAUUAUCUAACCGAGGAGCUUCUGAGUGUAUUACAUUGUACCAUUGUAUUUGACAUUAGUACAUUCUCAGCACUGUUCUUUGCUAAUAUACUUAACGGUGUGAUCCUUUGUGUUCUGUCUAGGUGACUGCUUUGCUGUGGAGGACUUUGAGCUCCAGAGGCAGGUGGUGGUUGCCCUCAAUGCUGUUUUAUACGAGCAGCUUCAGUACAAGGGCAACGAGUGUGAUUACUACAAUCCUCUCAACUCUUACAUACACCAGGUAGGUGCUCUCAUAGAGAGGCUAUAGAGGACUUGGAUGAUGAUUUACAUUUUAGUCAUUUAGCAGACACUCUUAUCCAGAGCGACUUACAGUUAGUGCAUUAAUCUUAAAAUAGCUAGGUGGGACAACCACAUAUCACAGUCAUAGUAAGUACAUUUUUCAUCAAUGAAGUAGCUAUCAGCAAAGCCAGAGCUAGUAAAGGGGAAAAAAGUGUUAGUUUACUAAAGGCUUCUUUUCUGGGGGGGUGGGGGUGCGAGGGGGGGUUCUGUGGGAGUAUUUAAGAUAUACUCUUUGAAGACGUAGGGUUUCAGAUGUUUUCGGAAAAUGGGCAGGGACUCUGCGGUCCUAGCUUCAGUGGGAUGUUAGUUCCACUAUUGUCGUGCCAGGACAGAGAAGAGUUUGGACUGGGCUGAGCGGGAGCUGCCCUUCCGUAGGGGUGGGAGGGCCAAUAGACCAGAGGUGGUAGAACGGAAUACUCGGGUUGGGGUGUAGGGUUUGAGCCUGAAGGUAGGGAGGGGCAGUUCCUUUUGCUGCUCCGUAGGCAAGUACCAUGGUAUUGUAGUGGAUGCAAGCUUUGACUGAAAGCCAGUUGAGUGUGCAGAGGAGUAGGGUGACAUUGGAGAAUUUGGGAAGGUUGACACCAGACGAGGCUGCAGCGUUCUGGAUUAGUUGCAGGGGGUUGAUGGCACAAGCGUGGAGCCCAGCCAACAGCGAAUUGCAGUAGUCCAGACGGGAUGUGACAAGUGCCUGGAUUAGGACCUGCGCCGCUUCCUGUGUGAAGUAGGGUUGUAGAAUAGUGGUCACCAUAUCCAAUUGGUAGUUACAGUCUUGUCCCAUCGCUGCAACUCCCGUACGGACCUCGGGAGAGGCGAAGGUCGAGAGCCAUGCGUCCUCCGAAACACGACCCUGUCAAGCCGCAUUGCUUCUUGACACACUUCUCGCUUAAUCCGGAAGCCAGCCACACCAAUGUGUCGGAGGAAACACCGUACCACUGGCGACCGUGUCAGCGUGCAUGCGCCCGGUCCUCCACAGGAGUCGCUAGAGCGCAAUGGGACAAGGACAUCCCAGCCGGCCAAACCGUCCACUAACCCGGACGACGCUGGGUCAAUUGUGCGUUGCCUCAUGGGUCUCCUGGUCGCGGCUGGCUGCGACACAGCCCGGGAUCGAACCCGGAUCUGUAGUGAUGCCUCAAGCACUGCAGUGCCUUAGACCGCUGCGCCACUCGGGAGGCCCCGGGUCACCAACCUUUUCUGAGUCAAGAUCACAAUCGUAGUCAAAAAGCAAGCCGAGAUCUCACGCUCAGAAUAAUAAAAAAUAAAAAAACAUUAACCUAAUAAAAACAGUAGGCCUAAUACAUUAUCACAGCAUAUUGACUAUAUGCCUGGCCUGCCAAUAUUGUUCUUCUCUCAGACCAUAUUAUAUUUCAAAACUUUGAUAACAAAAUAUAUCAAUUGGUGUAGUAGCACUUGCGAGGCACAGCUGAGCAUAUACUGAAAUAAUGUGCUUUUUUAUUUUACUGGACUGAUGGCACUUUCAUGGUGCUUUCAAGACAACUGGGAACUCUGAAAAUAAAAAGAGGUCAAAUCAUGACAUCAGUGAACUUCAGGUCGGAAAGUCAGAGCUCUAGAAAGACGCCUGAGUUUCCGAGUUGGAUGACCGUUCAAACCGAUUUUCCCCAGUCGGAUCUCCAUUUUUUCAGAGUUCCCAGUUGUCUUGAAUGCACUGAAGUCGGAAGUUGGAGUUUUCCGAGUUCCCAGUUGUUUUGAACACGGCAUUAGUCUCAGCAGAGGGAGGGAGAGAGUAGCAGAGGGUCCGCCCUCUCCUUCCUUUCCUCCGGUGAGAUUGAUCAGAGAGAGGGGACACAGUCUUCCACCUGAUGGAGAAACUCGAGUCGCACCGUAUCUGCCUCAGGCACAAAUUCAUGUUGUUCCUACUGAAAGUGAAAUACUCCUCUAUAUUAACAGACACGACGAGCUGCUAAUAAUAAUAAAAACGCAGGGCGAUCGAUACACUUGGCUACUCAUUCAUUGCAGCUGCAGCACGAGUGGAAGUAGAGAGAAGCGCGUUUUAUGUUUUGUAAUAGUAUUAAAUAAAAACAGUGUUGACAGUGCUGAGUAAAACUUAGACAUGAACUCACUCAUAAAAACAGCAGCUCUUUGCUGAAUUUUUGGACAGUCUCUCUCUGGUCAUGGUUUUUAAAGUUAUGAAAUCUCAUGUAGGCUAGUAUCAAACUUUGCUGUGGCCAGGGUCGUGGAAGCUGUAGGUAGGUACGGUGAUUUUAGCUAUCUAAUUGGCUAGCGCAGUAGGCGCACUCCAUUUAGCCACAGAUCUCCCAGUCCGCCGGGUAGGCGGAGUUGAUAUUUUCAGACAAAUGAAAUGGUUCAAAAACACUUUGCCUACCCGGUGCGCAUGGCUUUUGAAUCAAGUGCACCUACCACCAACAGGGCUUCUGAAUCAAGUGCACCUACCGCCAACAGCGCAAAAAAAAGGGGUGCAAGCCUUUGGGCCUUUAUCGUUGGGUUUUCUACAGAAAUGUUUGGUGAUCGACUAGGAAUGCCUUGAAGAUCGACCAGUUGGCGACCACUGAUUUAGAGCAUGAACCUGCAGGAGCGAGUCACUGCUUUGAUGUUUGUAGAGAACGACAGGAUGUUGUCCAGGGUCACGCCAAGGUUUUUUGCACUCUGGGAGGGGGCACCAUGGAGUUGUCAACCGUGAUGGAGAGGUCUUGAAGUGGGCAGACUUUCCCCGUGAGGAAGAACAGCUCCGUCUUGUUGAGCUUGAGGUGGUGGGCCGACAUCCAAGCUGAGAUAUCUGCCAGACACGCAGAGAUGCUUAUCGCCACCUGGGUGUCAGAAGGGGGAAAGGAGAAAAGUAAUUGAGUGUCAUCCGCAUAGCAAUGAUAGGAGAGACCAUGUGAGGAUAUGAUGGAGCCGAGUAACUUGUUGUAUAGAGAGAAGAGGAGAGGGCCUAGAACCGAGCCCUGGGGGAGACCGGUAGUGGUAGUACGUGGUUCAGACACAGAUCCUCUCCACAUCACCUGGUAGAAGCGGCCUGCCAGGUAGGAUUCAAGAGUGUACAGAACCUGAGAUGCCCAGCGCUGAGAAGGUGGAGAGGAGGAUCUGAUGUUUCACAGUCAAAGGAAACAGAUAGAUCUAGCAGGAUUAGAACAGAGGAAAGAGUCAGCUUUGGCAGUGUGGAGAGCCUCCGUGACACAGAGAAGAGCAGUCACGGUUGAGUGACCCAUCUUGAAGCCUGACUGGUUAGGGUCAAGAACAUUGUUCUGAGAGAGAUAGCAAGGAAGUUGGUCAGAGACAGCACACUCAAGUGUUUUGGAAAGAAAAGAAAGAAGGGAUACCGGUCUGUAGUUUUUGACGUCAGAUGGGUCGAGUGUUGGUUUCUUGUGGAGGGGAGCGAAUCUGGCCUUUUUGAAGUCAAAGGGUCAGGGAGCGGGCAUGUUGUCGGGCGGCCGGACCUCACUAGUCACAGGAUUUCAUCUGGAGAGAGAGGGGAAGUCAAGGCGUAGGGUAGUUCUUUGUGAGUGGGACCAGGGGACUCAAUAGGCUGAGUGAAUGAGGAGCAUAUGUCAUCACCCUUCUUUUCAAAGUGGUUGACAAAGUCGUCCGCAUAGAGGGAGGAGAUGAUAGGAUAGAAGAGGAGAGGGAGAGAGAGUAGUGGGAGAGAGAGAGCGAAGAUUGCGACAGCGCAUGUUCAUCUGGGUAGGGGCUGAGUGGCUAGGGUUGGAGGAGAGGGAGACAGAAAAGGAAACAAAGUAGUAAUCAGAGACCUGGAGUGGGGUUGCCGUGAGAUUAGUAGGUGAACAGCCUCUAGUAAAGAUGAGGUCAAGUGUAUUGCCUGCCUUGUGAGUGGAAGGGGAUUGGGAGAGGGUGAGGUCAAAAGAGGCAAGGAGGGGAAAGAAAGAGUUGGAAAGAAAUUAAUUGAAAACAGACAUCGGAAGGUUGAAGUCGCCCAGUACGAAGAGCGGUGAGCCAUCGUCAGGAAAUCUGCUUAUCAAGGUGUCAAGCUCAUUGCGGAACUCUCUAAGGGUACCUGGUGGGCGAUAGAUGACAACAAUGUUAAGCUUGAGUGGACAAGUGACAGUGACAGCAUGGAAUUCAAAUGAGGAGAUGGACAGGUGAGUGAGGGAGAAAAUAGAAAAUCUCCACUUAGGAGAAAUGAGCAGCCCUGUGCCACCACCGCGACGACUAGAUUCUCUCAGACUAUGAGAAAAAACGUAGUCAGAUGAAGUGAGAGCAGCUGGAAAAGCAUGAUAUGAUCCAUGUCUCUGUCAGGGCAAAAGGGCAGCAUAGGCUGAGAUGAACUCGGCGUUCUUGACUACAGAUCAUCAGUUGAAAAACGCUGUCGGAGACCAGAAAUUCCACUGGGUUGUGCACGCAGGGUACAUUAAAUUAGAAGGGUUGCAGCCAAUGGGUGGGGAGCGUCUGUAAAGCCUACACGGAGAGGAGUGAACUGGGAUAGAAAAAAAGCACAUAGUUGCCAAAGCUACAAAAGAGCAAAAUGAGAUCAUCUGAAAAUAACUAGGUAAGAUACUCCUGGUUGAUGUGUCAACAGUCAUCUGCAAAUUAUGAGCAGUCAGCAGUUCACACACCAAGUAGGCUACUGGGAAGACAGGUAGCACUUAAAGUAGAUGGCCUUAGCUAGCAAGAAGACAGUACUAGACAACAACAGAUUAAGACAAAAAUUAUACUUAUCACUCCUAGAGAUAUCAGGAGUCCUCCAGCUAGAGCUAUAGAUGUUAUCCUCGGCCUGUAAGCAUAUCAGAGUUCCUAGAUCAGCACUCUUUUUGAAUAUGGGCCCUUAUCUUUAUUAUUCAAAUAAAGUGAAAGUCUAUAGAGUCUAUUGAUACUGUUAUCCUCACAUUUUAAUGGACAAAGUUUCUCUUUGAACCCUCAAAGUGGCUCUUCCUUACAGUCCCAUGUCUUCUAUUCUCUACCUAGGUGUUGCUCCGCCGGACAGGCAUUCCCAUCAGCCUGUCUGUCCUGUACAUGACCCUGGCCAGGAAACUGGGGGUUCAGCUGGAGCCCGUCAACUUCCCCAAUCACUUCCUGCUUCGCUGGUGCCAGCAUCAAAGCGGGUAAGGGCCCGAGUGAGAGAGGAAGUGAAUGUAAGGCAUAUACUUAUUUAAUGAUCAGCCUUUAGUUCAGAACUAGUUCAUGAUUGGGUGAAAUGCACAGAUUGCUCUCCCAAAAUUGCUGGGUUUCAAUGUACCUGAUGUAGGAUCGUCUGCGUUGCAUAACAGAAAUCGCCUCAAAGUAACUUAUUUGUACUUUUAUUGAUAAAGCCACACGUCUCAUUCCAGGAGUGGGGACAUCUAUGACUUUGUGUACAUUGACGCUUUCGGUAAAGGCAAGCAGCUGACGGCUAAGGAGUGUGAGUACCUCAUCGGUCACCAGGUGACUGCAGACUACUACAGUGCCAUCAGUACCACAGAAGUGCUGCUAAGGAUGGUGGGGAAUCUGCUCAACAUCGGCAAGCGAGGGUAAGAGUUGUGGACUUAGGGAUGUGAUUUUUCCUUAACUAAUCAAUAACUUUUCUGACAUCAUCUUCUAUCUGUACAUCCAAAAUCUUAUUUUUCCUUAUUUUCUAUGUUGUCCUCAGGAUCUCAUCCUUGAGGUAAUGUUAGGGUUAGAGUUGGUCAAAAAUAAAUUACUACACUCAACUGUCACCAACUGUCGCUGCUCUGGUAUGAAAUAACACUGUGUAUCACUGUGCUGUGUCAUGCAGGGAGGGCAAUGAGAAAUCCUACCAGCUGCUGAGAGACUCUCUGGAUCUCUACCUCACCAUCAACCCAGACAACGUCCAAUACCUUCUACUACAGGCCAGACUCUACUUCCACCUGGGCAUCUGGCCUGAGAAGGUUAGCAUGAUAUCUCAAGAUGGCACAUCAUGAACCCAAGUACACUACCAGUCAAAAGUUUGGACACACCUACUCAUUCAAGGGUUUUUCUUUAUUUUUUACAUUGUAGAAUAAUAGUGAAGACAUCCAAACUAAGAAAUAACACAAAUGGGAUCAUGUAGUAACCAAAAAAGUGUUAAACAAAUCAAAAUAUAUGAGAUGUGUCUGUUACUUGAACUCUGUGUAGCAUUUAUUUGGGCUGCAAUUUCUGAGGCUGGUAACUCUAAUGAACUUAUCCUCUGCAGCAGAGGUAACUCCGGGUCUUCCAUUCCUGUGGUGGUCCUCAUAAGAGCCAGUUUCAUCAUAGCGCUUGAUGGUUUUUGUGACUGCACUUGAAGAAACUUUCAAAGGUCUUGAAAUUGUCCAUAUUGACUGACCUUCAUGUCUUAAAGUAAUGAUGGACUGUCAUUUCUCUUUGCUUAUUUGAGCUGUUCUUUCCAUAAUAUGGACUUGGUCUUUUACCAAAUAGGGCUAUCUUAUGUUUACCCCCCCCCCCAUACCUUGUCACAACACAACUGAUUGGCUCAAACGUAUUAAGAAGGAAAGAAAUUCCACAAAUUAAGUUUUAAGAAGGCACACCUGUUCAUUGAAAUGCAUUCCAGGUGACUACCUCAUGAAUCUGGUUGAGAGAAUGCCAAUAGUGUGCAAAGCUGUCAUCAAGGCAAAGGGUGGCUAUUUGAAGAAUCUCAAAUAUAAAAUAUAUUUUGAUUUGUUUAACACUUUUUUGGUUACUACAUGAUCCCAUAUGUGUUAUUUCAUAGUUUGGAUGUCUUCACUAUUAUUCUACAAUGUAGAAAAUAGUAAAAAAUUAAUAAAAACCCUUGAAUGAGUAGGUGUGUCCAAACUUUUGACUGGUACUGUCCAUGUAAUUGGACCAUAUGCCUUUACCCUGGCUUUGAUAAUGUUGAACACUUUACCAAAGAGGCAGCACAUUUAGAGUUUUUUGUAUUGGGCAAUCCAUUUUUGUUAGAAACAAUUUGUCUUCUGUCAUUUGGCUAUUGUUCUGCCUCUCUAACCUCCAGGACUAGCUGCCUCCACUUUCUUACUACGGUACAGAGCAGAGGACAAGCUUUCCCCAACUGAUAAUGACUGGUGUCUGCUUGAUGUCUCACCCCUUUCCUCUCCCUCCCUCCUCCAGGUCCUAGACAUCCUGCAGCACAUCCAGGCAUUGGACCCGUCCCAGCACGGGGCGGUAGGUUACCUGGUGCAGCACACGCUGGAGCACAUCCAGCACAAGAAGCACCCGGUGGAGCCAGAGGUGAAGAGACGCAGCGCCCCCGAGCACGUAGAAGUGCAGUACAGCGUAGGCCUGAUCAUGAAACACAAGAGGUGCGUCUGAGUUCUGACCAGGCAGUCAGUUACUCUAUCCACGUCCUUUCUUAUUUUGGUCUUCUUUCCAUCUGUCUAUACUCCACUACCCCUUUUCGAUAAAUGCAGAGAUUUUUUGGGGGGGAGUAUCUAUUGUGAUUAAUAACCAGUAGUGUGCGCCAUUCCCAUGAGUUUAAGUUGAUGUCUAGUAUUGCCCUGUAUUGUGACUCUGAUGUUUGUAUUGAUAAAGCCCAUGUGUUACACUGUACCCAAUCUCUCUGACACUGAGUGGCUGCCCCCCUCCCUGCCAGGUCUGGCUAUAACUGUGUGAUCUAUGGUUGGGACCCCAAGUGCACCAUGAGCCAGGAGUGGAUCACCACGAUGGGGGUCCAUCAGCUGUCCAGCGGGGCCAACCAGCCCUUCUACAACGUCUUAGUGCAGGACGGCACCUGUCGUUACGCUGCCCAGGGUACGUCUCCUCUAGACACACUAACAUACUGUACAUGUCACUGACAGACAAUCUCAAUGUGUCAGGGCAGUGGGACUUUGUUAAGAAGGCACUCUAAGAUGUAAGAAACUUGACAAAUGUAGUACUUGAAAUGCUUAUUGAAGAGUUAUACAUGCUGGAUGAGUAGAAUACCUGUCUGCUAAGGUGUAGGCCUAUAUGUUUUUACAUUGACACACAGAAUAUGCAGCUAUCUUGUACAGCAGUGGUUCCCAACUUUUUUCGGUUACUGUUCCAUCACUCAAUUUUGCUCUGCUCUGAGUACCCCUGAAGUACCCCCUCAUGUGCAUUUUACCAGUAGGCCUAUGGUCUCAUGAGUCUUCUCAAGUACCCCCUGUGGAUAGGCCAAGUACCCGCAGUGAUCCUAGUACCCCUGUUUGGGAACCACUGUUGUACAGUAAUAAUAUAAUAAUAAUAAUAAUAAUAUGCCAUUUAGCAGACGCUUUUAUCCAAAGCGACUUACAGUCAUGCGUGCAUACAUUUUUGUGUAUGGGUGGUCCCGGGGAUCGAACCCACUACCUUGGCGUUACAAGCGCCGUGCUCUACCAGCUGAGCUACAGAGGACCAGUAACUUGCCUCCACUCAGUUUAAGAUUUGAUGUCACAUGAUACGAUACUUAGGUUUUUUCUGUAAGUCUCUUUCCGCCUCUUUCUCCCGUCUCCCAGAAAACCUGGAGCCUCAUUCUGCUCCUCUGGAGAUCGCCCACCCAGAGGUGGGCCGCUACUUCUCCGAGUUCCAUGAAAGCCACUACGUUGCCAACGAGGAGUUGGAGACACGCUACCCAGAGGACAUGGCAGAAACCCUGGGCACCGUACGGGACCUCUACCACAGACUGACGUCCUCCUCAGGGCAGGCCUCAGGGCAACAGGAGAACCCUAACGGCCGUGGGGGCUCCUCCCAGGACCAGAAGAGCCAGGAGAACCAGGACACCAUGCCCAUGUAG